UAUGUGGGUCAUAUAAAAAUCUCAAUAUAUAUAAUUAAAAUGUCAAAUGAAGAAACAAUUGUGCCAAAAAUCAAAACCGAACCGAUUGAAUAUUCAAUAGAAGAAAUUCAAGACGAGUAUGAUUGCGAAAAGGAGGUCUCGGAUAAUUUUGAAAGUAUUAGAUCUGAAAACCAAAUCGAAUCUCCUAUAGACCAAAAUGUAUCUUGUCUCGAUCCCAAAGAGAAGUCUCGCACAUGCGAAUUCUGCAACAAAAUUUUCAACCGCCCCGCAGACCUAAAAAGCCACAUUGUCACCCACACCCGUGAAAGGGCAUUUCUUUGUAAAUACUGCAACAAAACAUUCGCACGAUCAAGUUCCUUAAACGUCCACCUCAGAACCCACUUAGGCAAGAGACCCCAUGUAUGUAAAAUAUGUGAUAAAGCCUUCACCAGAUCCGAUACUUUAAACGAACACAUGGUUGUCCAUGGGGCUGACCGUCCUCAUAAAUGUGACAUAUGCAACAAAGCCUUCGGUUUCAAAAGCAAUCUGGUACAGCAUAUGAACACACACUCCGAUGAACGGCCUUAUAAAUGUGAUAUAUGUGAUAAAGCAUUCAAUCAAUCGGGGCAUCUUAAAGAACACAAGCUCGUGCACACGGGUGAAUGGGCUCAUAAAUGUGAAGUAUGUGAUAAAACAUUUGCACGACCUUAUAAUUUAAAAGAGCACAUGAUCACCCACACCGGGGACCGUGCUCACAGGUGCAAGUUGUGUAAUAAAGUAUUUUCUUUCAUGAGUAAUUUUAACAAGGCAUAUGAAUAUCCAUAGUCGAGAACGUUCUUUUAAAUGUGAUAUAUGUGAUAAAGAGUUUAGUCGAGCUAAUACUUUGAAAGAGCACAAGAUUACUCACACGGGGAAAAGGAUUCAUAAGUGUAGGACGUGUGAUGAUGUGUUUUCUUCAUCGAGUAAUUUGAAGAGACAUCAGAAAGUUCAUAGUGAUAAGAAAGAGGAAAAUAAUUUAUAGAAAAAGACUUGCAAAAUUAAUUUAACAGUGAUUCAGUUGAAUCAUGGACAUUACAGUAAUUUUGUAUGUAAAUAAAUAUAUUAUGUAAUUUUUGUAUAAAUAAAUAU
Molecule: messenger RNA, 1107 nt
Organism: Ctenocephalides felis (cat flea)
Lineage: Eukaryota; Metazoa; Arthropoda; Insecta; Siphonaptera; Pulicidae
Product: zinc finger protein 184-like
Exons: 1
Coding region: 40-804 (254 amino acids)
Biological process (GO): regulation of transcription by RNA polymerase II
Molecular function (GO): DNA-binding transcription factor activity; RNA polymerase II cis-regulatory region sequence-specific DNA binding
Source: RefSeq, a predicted model, not a curated record